Messenger RNA from Drosophila elegans, 2280 nucleotides. RefSeq names its product pro-resilin-like. Bases 20 to 2182 code for a protein of 720 amino acids. Lineage: Eukaryota; Metazoa; Arthropoda; Insecta; Diptera; Drosophilidae. The record is from RefSeq and is a predicted model, not a curated record. Gene Ontology annotation, biological process: proteolysis. Gene Ontology annotation, molecular function: serine-type endopeptidase activity. The transcript is spliced from 2 exons.
UCCGUCUUUUCUGGUAAACAUGGGACAAUACUGGGCAAUCGGAGCUCUUCUUUUGGGCUGCGUCCUAAUGGGCAAUGCCUGUAAAUAUACCUGUGUUCCCAAGGAACUGUGUGAAUACGAGGCUCCUGAUUUCGAAUACCGAAGAAAACGUGAUUGCCCCGAACACCAAAUUUGUUGUGGAGUUCCGCGAGGUAACAAACCAGAACAGCCAUCAGGACCACCCAGUUCGUACGGGUCAGGGUACCAGCAUCAACCAUCAUAUGAUCAAACAAUCCAAACUGGUGUUGGUUCAACUGGUCAAAAGCACCGUCCAGCCGUACCCGUAUCAGUUGCACCAAAUGGACCUAAUGAUAAUUUGUCGGGCGGAAACAAUUAUGACCAGACUAGAAGAUAUCCACAAGUGAACGGGGGCUAUCCUGAAGGUCAUUCUCAAGGCCAGUGGCCAGCAGGACAGCGGCCAGCAGGCAACGGUGGUUAUGGUGCAGCAACUCAGCCAAAAGGACAUGAUGAUCAACCAACAGGACCAGCUGGAAACAAUUUGAACCUUGGUAGAAAUGAUUUUUCCGGUGGCAACGGAAAUAAUUUUAAUCAGCCUGAUAGAAAUCCAGUGGUCAAUCCUGAAGGAACCACUCAAGGCCAACGACCAGCAGGACAGUGGCCAGCAGGUGGUUAUGGUGCAGCAACUCAACCAAAAGGACGUGAGGAUCAACCAACAGGUGGUUAUACAGGCGGCAAUGGAAACAGUUGGAACCAGCCUGAUAAAAACCCAGCAAUCUACGGUGGCCAUCAAGCAAAUGUGCCAGCAUCGGUCAAACCGGAAGGUACCACUCAAGGACAGUGGCCAGCAGGACAGCGUCCAUCAGGCAACGGUGGUUAUGGACAACCAAAAGGACGUGAGGAUCAACCCACAGGUGGUUAUACAGGCGGCAAUGGAAACAAUUGGAACCAGGCCGCCGGAAACCCACCAGUCAAUGGUGGUUAUCCAGCAAAUGUGCCAGGACAGUGGCCAGCAGGACAGCGUCCAGCAGGUGGCUAUGGUGCAGCAACUCUACCAAAAGGACGUGAGGAUCAACCAACAGGUGGCUAUACAGGCGGCAAUGGAAACAGUUGGAACCAGCCUGAUAAAAACCCAGCCGUCCACGGUGGCCAUCAAGCAAAUGUGCCAGCAUCGGUCAAACCAGAAGGUACCACUCAAGGACAGUGGCCAGCAGGUCAGCGUCCAGCAGGCAACGGUGGUUAUGGUGCAGGAAACCUACCAACCGGAACAGCCGGAAACAACUUAAACCCAGGAAGAAGGGAGCAACCAACCCAAGGCUACAAUGCAAACAAAGCGACUCCGGGGACAGAAGGAGCCAGACCGGGCCAAAAUCAACACUGCGGUAUGAGCAACGUAAAUGGAUUGGGUUUUAUCAAAGGAAUCACCGGGGAUCAAGCGAGACCUGGCCAAUAUCCCUGGGUUGUGGCUGUGUUUAGCAAUGGAAAAUACCUUUGUGGUGGAUCCCUGAUUAGUUCAGAUUAUGUCCUAACAGUGGCCCAUCCACUGGUUGUUAAGACCGAGACCGACCUUGUGGUCAGGGCUGGCGAAUGGAACAUGGACACCAACGAAGAGUCGUUUCAAAUUGAGAACCGCGAAGUAGAAAGGAUAAAGCGCCACGAAGGAUUUAAUUUUACUAGUGGUGCCAACAACUUGGCAAUUCUAAAACUAAAAACUCCGUUCCAGUUGAAGGAGCAUAUCAGAACUAUUUGUAUGCCCGUCCCGAAAAAAACGUUCGAACCGCGCCGUUGCAUUGUUGCUGGUUGGGGUAAGAUGAAGUACCAGUCUUCAGACUAUUCGGCGGUACUGAAGAAAGUGGAUUUACCCUUGGUGGACAGGCACACAUGUGAGCAACAGUUGAGGAAAACCAAAGUAGGUCAAGACUUUCAGCUGCCUGCCAGUAUGAUUUGCGCCGGAGGUGAGUUAAACCAAGAUGCCUGCACCGGAGAUGGCGGAUCUGCCCUGUUCUGCCCCAUCGGAGAGGAUGAUUCAGGUCUCUACGAGCAAGUUGGCAUCGUUAACUGGGGCAUUGAGUGCGGCCUGAAAGAUGUCCCGGCCACCUACACAGAUGUGGCCCAGUUCAAGCACUGGAUUGAGGAGCAGACGCUGCCUUUCCGAUACAGGAAAUCAGGGAGACCAUUAUAUUAGAUACUUUCAUGAUGGACAAAAUGCACCAAUAAAAGUUUAAUGCAGUAACAUGUUUUUGCCUGAAUUUACUUUUCUUUAAUAAAAAUCUUAAUAACUAA